Molecule: messenger RNA, 1226 nt
Organism: Pseudocercospora fijiensis CIRAD86
Lineage: Eukaryota; Fungi; Ascomycota; Dothideomycetes; Mycosphaerellales; Mycosphaerellaceae
Exons: 2
Coding region: 83-1045 (320 amino acids)
Biological process (GO): translational initiation; formation of cytoplasmic translation initiation complex; formation of translation preinitiation complex
Cellular component (GO): eukaryotic translation initiation factor 2 complex
Molecular function (GO): translation initiation factor activity; translation initiation factor binding; mRNA binding
Source: RefSeq, a predicted model, not a curated record
AACAAACAUUUCAGUCCAAAGCCCAAUCACUACCCAGAACACAGACAUCACCGUAACAGCGCGCACAUUCGAGAUCGCAAUCAUGGCGGAAGAACCGCAGAAGCGGAAGUCCGUUGCCUUCGCCGAGGGUCAGACGAUUGUCGACGGCGAAGGCAACGUAACCCAUGCCACCAAUGGAGUUCACGAUGGCGACAAGGACUCCGCCGAAUCACACAGCAAACCAGAGACCAAUGGCGACGACAAGGAAGUCGAUGAGGUGACGGCCAUGUUCGAGGGAUUGGCUAAAAAGAAAAAGAAGAAGUCUUCGAAGAAGGACAAGGAGGACGCCGAGGAUGCUGCUGCAGAGGAGAAGGCGGCAGAUGAUGGCGAGGUCGACCUCUCGGCGCUGAAGAAGAAAAAGAAGAAGAAGGUGAAGGCACCUGAAGACGACUUCGAGAAACAGCUGGCUGAGGCCGGCGCCACGGAAGACAAGGAGGAAGAGGCUGAGAAGGAAUCCGGCGAGAGUGGUCUACAAGACGGCGACAUUCACGGCGGCACCGGAGUGUGGAAACAUGAUGAGACGAAACCCAUCAGCUACGAGAGCUUACUCCACCGAUUCUUCGUCCUCCUACACGACUCACAUCCAGACCUUGCUUCUGGCGGAGGCAAGAGCUACAAGAUUCCACCUCCACAAUGUCUUCGUGAAGGUAACAAGAAGACCAUCUUCGCCAACAUCGCCGAUAUCUGCAAGAGAAUGAAGCGGACGGAUGAGCACGUGACGCAGUUUUUGUUCGCUGAAUUGGGUACAAGUGGUUCCGUGGACGGAAGCAGAAGAUUGGUCAUCAAGGGUCGGUUCCAGCAGAAGCAGAUUGAGAACGUCCUGAGACGGUACAUCAUGGAGUACGUUACCUGCAAGACCUGCCGUUCACCCGACACCGAGCUCAACAAGGGAGAGAACCGUCUCUAUUUCGUCACCUGCAACUCAUGCGGUUCUCGUCGCUCUGUCACCGCCAUCAAGACUGGUUUCUCUGCCCAAGUUGGCAAGCGCAAGCGUAUGCAAGGUUAAGCGCUUUUUGGAUGACCUGGUAUGUUUUAUGUAUGCUAUACGCUUCCCUUGAUCGUGCAAGUUGUUUCCUGGUGUGCAGGCGGAGCCUCUGGGACGAGCAUGAGAGGCGUUCUGGGAACGAAGCAUUGAGCGGCAUGACCGGAGGCAUUAGAUAGCUCAAAAUGGGAGCUCGGUUUCGUAU